AUGAUUCGUAUCGCAUUAUUUGGAAUAUAUAACAUGGUAUCGAAAUACGUAGUCAGAUUAAUUAUAAUGCGUUCAAAAUACAACAUUAGAAACUUUACAGGAGAUUCCAUGGCAACCAAAAUACCCAUUGUUCCUGUUCCACCUGUUCCACCUGUUCCACCUGUUCCCUGUUCUCUGCCUCCUGUCACACAUGUCACUGUCAAACAUCACUAUUGUAUCCUGUCUAACGCCUGUGUUCCAAAUAAUGUAUCCCCGUUGUCCCUUGUGCUUGUAAAACCAUUUAACAUGCGUUCCCUUGGUAACUCUGCCUUUGAACUCCCUUAUAAAACAUUAAUAAUAUCAGCUCAUGUUAUCCUCUGUAUCUAUCUGCGAAAUUAUAUGUGUUCAUUCCCGCUACCCCAAAGAUGUCCCAAACUAAAUAUGGCCGUUCCCAAGCAAACAUUAUUUUCAAAAACAAAUCGCUCGAUUUCCCCCACCUACGAGGCUCUGUUCAAUACACCAAUACUAGAACCAGACUCCAAAGCAAUGACACCAUUAGAGCAGCAUUGGACUAAACGAAAAUGUGGUAGACUCAAAAAUGGGUUACAUGUUUAG
This is a messenger RNA of Mucor mucedo, 594 nucleotides long. RefSeq lists its product as uncharacterized. The record is from RefSeq and is a predicted model, not a curated record. The transcript has 5 exons. The coding region runs from base 1 to 594 and encodes 197 amino acids. Lineage: Eukaryota; Fungi; Mucoromycota; Mucoromycetes; Mucorales; Mucoraceae.